Messenger RNA from Cinara cedri, 5012 nucleotides. The record is from the annotation of a GenBank genome assembly. NCBI's taxonomy places the organism in Eukaryota, Metazoa, Arthropoda, Insecta, Hemiptera, Aphididae.
AUCAAUACCUAAUGAAGGGAUACUCGUAUAUUAUGAUAAAUGGGUAGGUCAAACAAAUUUUAACUUUUAACAUCUCUGCCCUUGGGUUCAGAAUUAAUUUUUCUUCAACGAACUAUUCUUAUCUUAUUUUAUCAUUUUUACUCCAUUCCGUUUAUUUCUUCUGGCAAUUUAACUCGUAAUAUAUUUGUAAAUUACUGCUAAUUUAUUUGUCAGAAAUCGUAAUUUAAAAUUUUAAGAAAAUGAAUGGUUCAUCAGUUUUAAGGAAACACAAUUUUAAGGUAACAAAUGUAUAUAUUGUUAAUUUAAAAGAAAAUAAAUGUCAAAUAAUUUUAUUUAACCUACUGAAGGUCAGAUUUGAGUUGUGAAGUAUAAUAGCUUAUUCAUUAGUUUAAUAGUUUCUAUUACUAUAUAAUUCUUAUUUAACGACGCCUACCAACAUUAUAUUGUUAUAAUAAAAUGUCAUAGGUUUUUUUUAGAUAAAACUGAUAUCAAAUAGAAUAUUUCGAUGGUUUUCAUAUUGAAUUACUAUGUUAAAUUUAAUGAAAGAAUACAACAAUAUUUUUUUAGCAAAAACGCAUCAUUUUUCUAUCAAAUAGUUAUAUAAUAUUGUUUUAAUUAAUCUAAUUUGAUCAAAAUAAUCAACUUAAUGCAUAUUUUAUAUAUUUAAGUAGGUACCUAUUUAAAUUUAAAGUAAUUUACCUAUAUAUUAUUAAAUCAGCUAUGACAUUUUGUGUUUAAAAUGUGCACAUAUGAGUGAAUUAACAAUAGACUAUCUUUAAAUAAUAACUUUACAAUUUAGGUAGGUAUUCAUGUUAAUUUUUAAUGUAUGAAAUAAAACAAUAAUAUUGUUAUAGAUACAUUCUUAUAGUGGAUUAAAAAGAGGCGUUGAAAUAAAAAGUAAACAAUUGCAAUCGAUGCAUGUGAUAUAUAAAUAGUUCAAUUAGGUUUUAAUAAGAAGUAAACCUAUACUGAAAUAUCUUAUAAAUACCUUAUGUAUACAUUUAAAUUUUAAAUGUAUAUCUUAUGUUGAAUUGCAGAAAAUGUCAAUUUGGUUCUUUGUACAAAUUGUAAAUUUAUCCAUUUGGUUAACCAAUGAGUUCAGUAGCAUUGGGACAUAUCGGGUUCAACUGUUAAGCUAAAAAUUGUCAACAUCAUAUUUAAAUAUCAUCUACAAAGUAUUUAAUUGUAUAUUAUAUACCUUAUAUUGUUUACAUCAUCCAAAUCCUUAUAAUUGAAUACCUAAUUUUAUGUAAUAUUGUUUGUAUAUAAAAUAUUCAGUAGGUAUGCAUUAAUUAUUUUACCACUGUUUGUUUACUUAAUGAAUUAAAAUGUUAAAUAUAAUUUAUUGCAAUGGUAUAAGUACCGCACUAUAUUAUCAUUUCCCAUUUUGUUCAUAUUAAGAUUUAUGAUAGUCAAAUAUAAAUAUAUAAUUUUUUUAUUAAAAAUCUCGGAUACCUAAUAUAUAAGCACCUAAAUAUUAAAAAAAAAAAUGUUUGUGACUAUUGAGUAUCCACUAUUCUCCCAUCUCCUUUAAGAUAAAACUACUAUUAUUCCUGAGUGUUACAGACUCCUGGAGGCCCUUGGUCUUAUGACUAAACUACUAACUCAAAAAACCUUGUGAUUUUAGUAUUCUGAUUAAAUUAAACAAAUAUAAACCUUUAGACAGAUGUUUUAGUUACAUUACUUUUAGAUUACAUAGAUUAACUUUUAAUCAAUGAUGCUCUAAUGUAUGAUUUUUUUAUUUUGUUGAAAUAAUAUAAUUUAUUAAUUUUUGACUUGAAAUUAUCUGCAAUCUGCAAAGAAAAUGAUCUUGGAAUAUUAAACAUAACACUUUAUGUUAUUGAAUAUUAACUUUUCAAAAUGUGUAUAUGGUACACACAUAAGAAUAGGUUUUGAACCACUGCUCUAUAAUAUGUUACAUAGAUAAAUAAUUCCAAUAUUUUAUAAUAUUCAUUUUUUUUGUGUUUAUUGUUUAAAUCAAGCUACUUUAUUCAUGUACCUAUUUAAAUUUUUUACUCAUUUUUGGAUUUUACCUUCUCAAUAGUUGUUUUUAUGUGAGUGGUUAUCACAUUUUUAUUUGAAAAAUAUAUUUAUUUUAUACAUUUAUUAUUGUAUGAUACAAUAAAAUAAGUAAAUUAAUAUAACAAUGUUUUUUGUUCUAUCGUAGGCAAUGCUGGUGUCCAUUAAUUAUAGAUUAAUAAUAAUUGUUUGGUAUAAUAAAUCAAAAUUACAGCUCUCAUAAACAAAUUUUUAAAUUAAAAAAUUUAAAUGAUUUUAAACAAGUAACAAUAUUUAUAAUUGUAUUUCAAUAAAGAAACAUGUUUUUACUAAAUUUAGCUUUUGAAAAUAUAUUUCUGAGUAAAUAAACUUAUUAAUGUGUCUUAAAAUUAUUCAAUAUUUAAUUAUUUUGUCAAUGUUAUUACAAUAAACACUAACUAUGUUACUGCAAUUUAUUACAUCAAAACAUCAAAUCAAUAUGUUCAUUUUUAUUUAAAAAUAAUAAUUACUUACUAUUAACGUGUCUUAAAUAUUGCUUGAACUUAAUUGAUUUUUAAUAAUUGGAACUUUUCAAAAUGAAUAAAUUUUCAAAAACUUAAAUUGCUUAAAUAAUAUUCUAUUAAUUUACCGUAUCACUUAAAUCGGGUUUUAGCUCUAUCAAGUACUUUGCGAUUCUCACGUUUAUUCUCUUCAACGUAUAAAAUAAUAUAAUAAUUUUUACUUGUAACUUUAUGGUGUAUGAACAAGCAUUGCAUUAAUUAGUUUUAUUUUACUAUUGCAUUAUAUUUGUUUUUUUAUGAUUAUUAUUAUAACACAAAAUGUAGUGGGUGUGUAUGGUGAAUGGCCAUUAUGACACAGCUAAUCUAAUUAUUAAGUAGAAAUUGUUUCAUCAUAUUUUUAAAUUAUUUUUCAUUUUUAUAGAAUGUUUUGUCCAUCUUGGAAAAUCGAUUGUUUUCAACCACAUCAGAAGCAACGUUUGAAACUAAGGUACUAAAAAUAGAUUUAUUAUUUUGUGUAUUGAUAUUUUCUGAUAUUUAAUUUAUGUACUUUUUAUAUAAUUAAUUGUGUAGCCUUUUAAGUUACACCAUCUUGAAAAUGGACCUAGUACAACAGUCACACUAUCUUCAGAGGAUGCUCUUAAAUAUUACAAACAAAUGCAAACUAUUCGUCGUAUAGAAACUGCUGCUGGUAAUUUAUACAAGGAAAAAAUUGUUCGAGGUUUUUGUCAUCUUUACUCCGGACAAGUAAAUUACUAAUUUGUUAAAUAAUAUAAAAUAUUAUUGAAUUUAAAUUAUUAGAUUUAGAGAUUUACUAUAUUUAGAUUAUAAUAUGAUAAUUAUUAAUUAAUAAGUAAUAUUUCAUUAUUAGUAAGAAUCUUUGAACAUUUUUUUUAGGAAGCAUGUGCAGUAGGAAUGAAAGCUGUGUUUCGUGACACAGAUUCAAUAAUUACUGCAUAUCGCGCUCAUGGUUGGACAUAUCUUAUGGGUAUUGAACCAUUUGGUGUGUUAUCAGAAUUAACAGGACGUAAAAGUGGAAAUGCCCGUGGUAAAGGUGGUUCUAUGCACAUGUAUGCAAAAAACUUUUACGGGGGAAAUGGUAUUGUUGGAGCACAGGUAAAUUUUUUUAUUUUCAUUAUGGAUAGAAUUAAUCUAAUUUAUUAUAAGUAUAUUUAUUCUAUUAGUGUUUUAAAAUCUAAUGGUUAGUACAAUUUUUAGGUACCACUCGGAGCUGGUAUAGCUUUUGCUGCUAAAUAUUACGGUAAUGGUGGUGUGUGCUUUUCCUUGUAUGGCGAUGGAGCUGCUAAUCAAGGGCAAGUGUUUGAAGCUUAUAAUAUGGCAAAAUUGUGGGAUUUGCCUUGUGUGUUUGUUUGUGAGAAUAAUGGCUACGGCAUGGGAACUAGUUCUGAGCGAUCGUCUGCUAGCGUAGCAUAUUAUACACGAGGAGAUUAUAUUCCUGGUAUCUGGGUAGAUGGAAUGGAUGUUUUAGCUGUCAGAGAAGCUUCUCGUUUUGCCAUAGAUUAUUGUACUAAUGGUAAAGGACCAUUGGUUUUGGAAACUGCAACUUACCGUUAUUCUGGACACUCUAUGUCUGACCCAGGAACAUCAUAUAGAACCCGUGACGAAAUUCAAGAAGUGCGACAAACAAGAGAUCCAAUUACAUCGUUCAAAGAAAAAAUAAUCGGAGCUAAUUUGGUUAAUAUUGAUACAUUAAAGGUAACUAUACUUAUUUUAAACUAAUUUCAAGUGAAUUAAAUUGUGUUGAAUUAUUCUAAUUAUUUUUUUAUUUUAACAAUUAUUUGAAUAACAAAUAUUCGAGUAUAGUUGAUUUUGACAUCAUGUUAAAAUCUGAGUUAAACUAUUGUUAAAUAAUAAUUGGAUAUGCAUUGAUUACAUCAUAUGGAUUUUAGUUCUUAAAGUUGUUGUGUCUGUUAAAUAUAUUAAUAAUUCAUAAAAAAUAUUUUUUUUUUUUUUUUUUUAGGCAAUUGACAAAGAAGUUAAAGCUCAAAUAGACGAAGCUGUAAAGAAAGCAAAAUCAGAUACAGAAAUAGGAUUAUCGGAACUUCCAGGUGACAUAUAUUCAAAUCCACUUGAGACAAUUGUAAGAGGAGUUACUCCAUUUAAGAAUUUGGAACACAUUCGAGUUGGCCCAGCUGUUAAUUUGAAAUAAUUUUUUUUUUUUAAAUGUAUACUUUAUGAUUAUUCUUUAAAUUUUAAUUGCACUCUUUUUAAAAUUAUAAGCUCAGUUGUUGUAUUCAAAAUUAAUUAUUAGGUAUUAUGUUUGUUUAUAGAAUAGAUUAUUCUAAAUGCUAUAUUAAAACAUUUUACUUUUUCGUUUUUUAUUACAAGAAAAAAAAUAUAUUUUUGUUAGUAAAAAACAUAUAACAUAUUUAUUUACCUUUUAAUACCUUUUAGGUAAUUUGUCAAAUCAAAAUGUGUAUAAAAGCAAUGAAAAGUUAUAUUUGUUAUCUAAUAAAUAGAUUAAUAUAAUAGACAAUAUAUUGUUGUUCAAAUUAU